GCAGAGCAGGAGGAAGACAUUCACACCUGAGAACACUCAACUCCUCUCACCAGCCCAACCCAGCCCAGCCCAGACACCACCAUGACCGGCUCCUGCUGUGGCUCCUCCUUCUCCUCCCGGAGCCUUGGGGGAGGCUGCUGCCAGCCCUGCUUCAGCCGCGACCCCUGCUGCGGCCGCCCGGUGUCCUGCCGGACCACCGUGUGCCGCCCCGUGACCUGCGUGCCCCGUUACACGCGCACCAUCUGCGAGCCCAGCCGCCGCCCCCUCUGCUGUGACCCGUGCUCCCUGCAGGAGGGCUGCUGCCGCCCCAUCACCUGCUGCCCCACGUCCUGCACGGCCGUGGUCUGCCGGCCCCGCUGCUGGGCCUCCACCUGCUGCCGGCCCAUCUCUGUGCAGUCCCCCUGCUACCGCCCCUCCUGCUGCCAGCCGGCCCCCUGCCGCACCAUCUGCAGGACCUCCUGCUGCUGAGCAGCAGGAAACAUUCGCAGGGGUUCGGAAACAUGUGCAAACUCUUCCCACCCUUGAUGGAUCAGAUGAGAGAUAUUACCUUUAAGCCUACCUGCUCUUCAAUAACUAACUCAACAGUAAUUGUCUAUCCGAUACCUACAUAGUUACGCAGCUAAUCCUGGCCCUCUGACAAUCUUUAGAAAAAUUCCAGCUUUCAUCAUUUGAAUUCCUGGCUUGA
Messenger RNA from Ceratotherium simum simum (southern white rhinoceros), 685 nucleotides. RefSeq names its product keratin-associated protein 2-1-like. NCBI's taxonomy places the organism in Eukaryota, Metazoa, Chordata, Mammalia, Perissodactyla, Rhinocerotidae. Gene Ontology annotation, cellular component: keratin filament. The record is from RefSeq and is a predicted model, not a curated record.